Messenger RNA from Neopsephotus bourkii (Bourke's parrot), 869 nucleotides. Its product is annotated as forkhead box protein L2-like. The transcript is spliced from 3 exons. The coding region runs from base 231 to 857 and encodes 208 amino acids. Gene Ontology annotation, molecular function: DNA-binding transcription factor activity, RNA polymerase II-specific; RNA polymerase II cis-regulatory region sequence-specific DNA binding. Gene Ontology annotation, biological process: anatomical structure morphogenesis; regulation of transcription by RNA polymerase II; cell differentiation. The record is from RefSeq and is a predicted model, not a curated record. Lineage: Eukaryota; Metazoa; Chordata; Aves; Psittaciformes; Psittacidae.
GCGGCGGUGGCCCCACGGGCACCUCGGUGCCACUUUGAAUUCCUCCACCUCCAUUGGAUUAAUCAUUUUAUUGAUGAGGCUUAGAGGUCCAAAUCCCGCUAAAGCCGCGGCUUUGCCAGAUAAACACCCGCUUUGGAGGCAGCCCGUUUGUGAAAACACAAUUAGCCGAGGCUCUAAUCUGCACUAAUUACCGCCCGGGCCCGCUGCGCUCCCCACGCGCCACCGGGACCAUGGGGGACGCGGGGCCCGGGCAGCAGCGCCCGCCCGGGGCCUCCUUCACCAUCGAGUACCUGCUGUCAGCGCAGGGGGACCCGGGGCUCAGCCCGGAGCCCCCCGGCCGCAGCCCCCCAGCACCUCCCCGGCCCCCAGCAGAGCCCGGGGACAAACCAGCGCAGUCCUACAUCGCCCUCAUCUCCACCGCCAUCCUCUCCUCGCCCGAGAAGAAGCUGCUGCUCUCCGACAUCUACCAGUGGAUCAUGGACAACUACCCCUACUUCAAGAACAAGGAGAAGAGCUGGCGCAACAGCGUCCGCCACAACCUCUCCCUGAACGAGUGCUUCGUCAAGGCCGGGCGCAGCGACAACGGCAAAGGGCACUUCUGGGCCAUCCACCCGGCCAACCUGGAGGACUUCGCCAAAGGGGACUACCACCGCCGGCGCGCCCGGCGCCGCGUCCGCAGGGUGAACGUCGGCUUCUACCACCCCUAUGCCCUGUACGGCUGCUGCUGCCCCUGGUGCCCCCCGGCACGCCCCGUGCCCCCCCUGGCCCUGCCGCCUGCCCCCCAACGCAGCCGCUGGGGAUGGGGACGGGUUCCUGCUCCCUGGGGUCCCCUCCUGCCCCGGGCCCCUUUCCUGUAGCCCCCACCCUGC